Molecule: messenger RNA, 600 nt
Organism: Heterobilharzia americana
Lineage: Eukaryota; Metazoa; Platyhelminthes; Trematoda; Strigeidida; Schistosomatidae
Source: the annotation of a GenBank genome assembly
GAAUAAAUGAUAACUUAUACUACUAUCAAAUAUUUCGCAUUAAAACAAUCAUAUUGAUAUCAUUUUACCCGUGAAUAUUUAAUUUAUUGAAGUUCUGGGAAUAGUUUUUUUUCCUUCUGAUCUCACUAUUUAUUCAACGAAUCGAAUCAUAUCUAUCAUAUGAUGGAAAUUAUGAUAUCCUUAUAAAUGAUGAAGUGAUCGGGAGUUAUGCUGGAUCUGGAUCAUUUGGAGAGUUAGCACUUAUGUACAAUACACCUCGAGCAGCUACAAUUAUUGCAAAAACAGAUGGUGUACUAUGGUCUGUGGAUCGAGCAACAUUUCAACACAUAGUACUUAGACAAGCUUUCCUUAAACGACAACUUUAUGAAACCUGGUUAUCUUCUGUUCCACUUUUAAGAAGUUUAAGUGUAUAUGAACGUGGAAAUUUAGCUGAUGCCUUAGGAAGUCAUACUUAUGAAGAUGGUGCAUGGAUUAUUCAAGAAGGUGAACCAGGUGAAGAAAUGUAUUUCAUUGAAGAAGGAUGUGUAGAAAUAUCUGCUAAGAAUUGUAAAGGAGAAGAAGUUGUACUUAAACAGUUGCAUAAAAACGACUAUUUUGGUG